CAACAAAGAAAGGUAGAAAAGUCAGAGGGAGAGAGGAAAGAGUAAAAACAGGCAGGGAGGGAAAGCAGACAGAAAGGAAGAACAGAGUGAAAGAAAAAAAGGACAAGAAUGUCACAGAACACAGACUGAAUAUUGAGAAGAGAGUACGGUUUGACAGGGUCCAGCUGCAACAAUGUACAAUCACAGCCGAUACGGCAGCCCUCCAGUCUACAGCCCCCCAAAUGCUAAUCAUCACCAAAACAGCUAUGCUCCUGGAUCUCUUGCUUACCCCAUCCAAUCUCCUCAUCCCCAUUCAUUCUACCAGGAGGAUAUACCUCAACAAAAUUUCUACAAAUGGAAAUCACCACCCGGGAUAGUACAAAUCCUACAGGGAACUAUAGUUUUUCUCUGUGUGGCAAUCUUUGCCUGUGUGGCUUCCACUUUGGCUUGGGAAUAUAACUAUGGGGGGUUGGGUACUCUGGGAGGGAUGGGGGGCUAUUAUGGAGGUUAUGGAGGGUAUGGUUAUGGAAAUGGCUAUGGUUAUAACUAUGGGAUGACAAAUCCUCAAGCUGCAAGUGGCUUUAUGAUGGCCAUGGCUGUGUUGACUUUCAUUGCUAACCUUGGGCUAUUUAUAGCAAGUGUAUCCAAAACAAGUGGAUCCAGAUCACGAAAGUUCUUUAUGAUUAUACUAGUGCUAAGUGCUGUUCUAGCUAUAAUGGAGCUCAUUGCCACAAUAGUCUAUGUAGUUGGGGUUAAUCCACAGUCCCAGAUGGGUGGCAGCUACUAUAACAGUCAAAUGAUAAUGAUGUGUAACCAGAUUUACUCUCCUUCUGGAGUAGACUUUACAAAUCAGUAUCUUUAUCACUACUGCACGGUGGAUCCACAGGAGGCCAUUGCGAUUGUCUGUGGUUUUAUCAUAGUCAUUUUGCUGUGUGUUACAUCCUUCUUCGCUUCAAAGACAAGGCGCAAAAUCUGGCAGUAUGGACAACCAAACAUUAACUGGGAUAAACCUGUUACUGCUUUUCAGGAAGGGCCCAAUGUGGAGGAAUGGGUUAAGAAUGUUCCAGAUGGGCCCCCAGAUGACACGGCAACUCUAAUUUAUUCAGAGAAACCCCAAAGUCCAGUGAAGGCUUUGAGCAACAAUAGUAUCUACAAACCACCGGUAGAUACUUUUGAAGCAAGAGAAUCGCCACCAAUGAGCAGCUCUCUUGUGUCAGACAGUGAGCUCCAGGAGCAGAGCAGAAGCAGACCUCCAGUCCACAGGGGCAGAAGAAGGAGGCGUAACCCAGAGCUGGAUGAAUCUCAGUAUGAGACGGAUUAUACUACAGCUGUGGAAUCUGGUGAUGACAGAGAUCUUGGAGAGUGGGACAGUCUAUACCCUCCAAUUGAGUCAGACAGUCAACGCCAGGAGUAUAAAAAAGAGUUUGCCUCUGAUUUGCGUCAUUACAAAGUGAUGUGCGCGGAGAUGGAUGAUAUCAACAAUCAAUUGCAGCAACUCAGCAAACAGUUGGACGGACUUACAGAGGGUACCACACAGUACCAGGGGGUUGAUGACGAGUACAACAGACUGAAGGAUCUUAAAAGAACCCCUGAUUAUCAAACCAAGAAAAUGGAGACAAAACAACUUCGGAACAAGCUGUUUCACAUAAAAAGGAUGGUGAAUGACUAUGACAAGUCAAGGAGUUAGGAAAAGCAGAAAAACAGGCACCCACAAGAGGGCAGCAUGGCCUAUAUAUAUGCAUAUGAACUUUACUACGUGGAAUGCAUAUUUUAGUCAACUCAUCUUGAUGUGUGGGCUUCAUUCAUGCACAAAAUUAUAUUUUUUACAUACUAGUUAUGGAGGGCUUUGGUGAGUGAGAAUUAAAGUGUUUAUUAUAUGCAAUGCUGCAUAUACAGUAUCUCACCAAUGCCUGGUAAGUUAAUAAGUGCACCAUUCCUGGAGAUUAGGAAAGGUUUAUCAAGACAGGAAUGAAUUGAAAUAUGCUCAGUCCUAGUAAAGUAGCAACUAUCAUCACCUAUAGCAUUUCCUAAUCACAUAACCCUUUGAAGAUAUUGUAAGGGACAUUUUUAUGUUGUUAAACUACUUUCUGUCUCAUUAGUAGUAGCAAAUAAGUUUCCCAGACCUCAAAAUGCUAUCUGCUAUCUUUCCUGCCAGGCACCAAAAUUAGGAGAAGUUUCUUGAACAGCACCAAAAACACACAUGAAACUAAAGUUUAAUCAAAUGUUGGUUUUGCUGCUGAAUUUAUGGAUGUGAUCAGGCCUGAUUUACUUUAAUUAGAUGCUAAGGAAAUUCUUCAUAGUAAAGCUGACCAGGUCUUUUAACCAAUGGCCUAUAAAAAUAAAACAGUCCUGCUGAACUAAAGAUAUUGCCCAAUUUUUGCUCAACUGACUAUUUGAAGCAACGGGUCAGAUUUAUCAAGGGUCGAAUUUCGAGUUCACGGGAGUUUGUAAAAUUCAAAUUUUUCAAUUUGAAAAUUCAAAUUUUCACUUCGACCCCUGAUAAAUCUGCCCUUAGUUGUUCUAUCAAGCAGUACAAAACUGCAUCCAAAUGCAUGUUGCUACCAAGUAUUCCAUCUCUGACCAUUGUUACAUUAAGCUGGACGUUGAAGGGAUUAAUACAUUUUAAAGCACGUGGAUGUUUGAUCGGUUGCAGAAUGUAGAAACGCAAGGGGAACAAGCCAUUGAAAAAAGAACACCUAUUACCCAUGUGUUAUUUUUAUGUUGGUCCUUUAUAAAUGAAUGUAAUAAUAAGUGACUUUAUAACAGUUAUUCUGCGGGUAGAAAGGAAGGUGAGAAGUAGAAGAGGACUUGUGACUGGCAUUUUGUGACGGGGAUAGACUUUUGAAAAAAAUUGAAUAAAGCUAUAGGAAGCAAAACGUGAAAUACAGUUGAUAAUCAUUAAUUAUAUGAUCUGAUAUGAAAAUUCAUGGUUUACAUACUGUAUACAAGAUGUAAGUCAGUAACAGAUGGAGGGUAGAUCUAAACAAAUACUUUUAUAUCUAGCAUGCACAAUUCUGUGUUAACUGCCAACAUGAACUUAAAUUUUCCAUUAAAAGGUAAAAAGAUUGCCACAGCAGUAAAUCUCUGGCCUGCAGCCAUUCCCAGACUCUCCUAUUGGGGAAUAAAAGUUUGUUGGGAUCAGACUGAGCUGUACGGGUUCCCUUUUGCUAUAAUAAAGAACACUGAUUUUAAAAUAAAGACGGUGCUAAUAACCACUCUGCAUCAGCAAUAACAAAACUAAUGACCCGAGUGCAAGGCUGUCAAACUGAAGGCUUGUGACCUGGAUAUAGCUCUCCAUAGGAUUUUUAUCUCCCCAGUCUGCCCCACUUCUGCCAGUUAGUUUGCCCCUGCUGAAAAUGAUCGUGGAUGGGGUGAAGUUAGGGUUGCCACCUGGCUGGUAAAAAUGAUGCUUGAUGCCAAUGUUAUUAAUAGGAAGGCAACCCUAGUUCAAGUGUAGGCAGGCAACUGGGAGAAGGAGGGGAGCCAUUUUCUUCACAGAGGGCCCAGUUCUUCCAAGUUACCCCACUGGUUGCAACAGACAGCAGCUCUUGGGUCUAGCAGUAGUCUCCAAUAAAGGGGGGAAAGCAAUGAGGCAAAAGCAGAACCUGAUGUAAUUAAAAAGAGCCCUGUUAUAUGAUACCAUUUAUCGAUUUGCACUUACAUAUGAAAGAAAGUUGUUAUAAACUUAUUUGGUCUUUUGUUGUCAUGAACAUUCUAGGAAUAAAAGUUGAAGUUAUAAAGGUA
Xenopus laevis (African clawed frog) is the source of this 3723-nucleotide messenger RNA. It is a transcript of the gene ocel1.2.S, whose product is annotated as occludin/ELL domain containing 1 gene 2 S homeolog. Gene Ontology annotation, biological process: snRNA transcription by RNA polymerase II; bicellular tight junction assembly; positive regulation of transcription elongation by RNA polymerase II. The record is from RefSeq and is marked provisional. Gene Ontology annotation, molecular function: cis-regulatory region sequence-specific DNA binding. Gene Ontology annotation, cellular component: membrane; plasma membrane; transcription elongation factor complex. NCBI's taxonomy places the organism in Eukaryota, Metazoa, Chordata, Amphibia, Anura, Pipidae.